This is a messenger RNA of Cinara cedri, 3772 nucleotides long. NCBI's taxonomy places the organism in Eukaryota, Metazoa, Arthropoda, Insecta, Hemiptera, Aphididae. The record is from the annotation of a GenBank genome assembly.
AUGAAGAAAAGCGAUUCACUAUUAGUUCAUGCUGGUGCUGGAAGAUUUGAUCAAGCAGCUAUUGCAAUUGCUCUUCAUAUGGAAGGUAUUGUUUACACUACAAUAGGAAACAAAAACUAGAGAGAAUUCAUAAAAAAAACAUUCUCUAAGGUAUUUCUAUUCGUCUAUAUAUAAUGAGUUAUGUUGAUUAUUUUAAAUUCAGAGCACAGCAAGGGAUCUAUUGGUUUAUUGGUUUUACUAUGAUGUGUUUUUUUAUGUACGUGUGUGUGUUUGUCUGAGCCAUUUUUGAAUAGAAAACUUAAUUUAAGCCAGUGUAUUAAUUGUAGCAUCUUUUCUAAAAAGAAAUUUUAUCUAAUUGGUGCAUUGGAGAGGUCAUUUAUUUAAAUUGUCUAAGGGAUUUCCAUAAUAAUCAGAAAAAAUCGGGAAAAAAUUAAAGAACAAAAUGUAUAGCAUACUGUGCGUUACUGAUUACAUUGUUUUUACUUUUAGAUUUUGAAUUAGGCGAAGUAGCUUAUGGUUUUACAACGAUUUUUUUUUUUUAUCUUUGCAUACAUUUUUAAACCAAAACACUUAUUCAGAUUGUAGUAUAACAGCUUUUCUGAAAGGAAAUCUGUGUUGGGAGGUAGUAUGUAAGAAAAGUAGGAAAAUCGGUACACCAUUAAAUAAAUAUUAUAUAAGAAAAUAUUAAAGCUUAUUUAAUUAUUUUACUAUAAAAUGACAUAUAUUGUUGACUAAGUAUCACCAUCAACUGAACUCCGCUCAGAAACUUUUCAUAAACAAUGAUGUAUCGUUACUUUUUCAUAAAAUGUAUAUACAUAACAGAACACAACGUUAGAACCUUAGAACGUUCUUUUUUAAAUUUUUUGUUUAUUUUGCUCUUUAGAUUUUAUUUUAUUUUUUGUUGCUUCAAUAAAUAUCCCAUUAAAUCAUUGGUUUUAGAUAUGUCUUUAAUGCAGCGCUUAUUUUGGUUUAACUAUAUCUGUAUUGUUGGUUUUAGGUCCCAAUUUCGAAGAGCAGGCAUAUUAAAGUUAAUAAAAAUGUAUUCAAUUUCCGUUUCUACAUAAAAAUUUUUGACGACUCAUUGAUUUAAGAAUAUUACUUUUACUUAUUUAUCGUUCAACAUCAGCGCUGUGAGGUUUUGCAACUAUAAAUAUAGCUGUGUUAACACAAGGAAAUAAAAUAGUAAUAUUUUAAACUCGUUGGACCUAAUCUUAGAGCUUUUUCAUCAGUAUCAUUAUCAGUUCCAACAGUUUAUCUUCGAGUACAGCUACCCAACCAUCAACUAAAUUAAUUGAACUUAAUUUAAUUUUGUUUACAACUAACUUAGUAUGUUUAAAAAAAUCCAAAACCAUUAUUUUAUCACUUUGAAUAAUUUGUUGAUAACGCCUAAAAAUGGUCAACACAUCUGCCAAAAAUGCUAAUACAUAAAUAGUGUCCUUAUUAGUUAAUAAUAAUAAAAAAAACACGUUAGACUCAUAUAUAACCAGAGCUUUCCAUGAAAUUCAUAUUGCGUUAACUAUACUAAUAGAAAGGUUAGGUUAGGUUUGAAAAAAUGUUGGUAUCCAAAGAGCACCUCUUUGUUAAACUUGCACUGCACCCAAAAUAAUACUGCUCUUCGACUCCUUUUAAUGACAUUGUUUGGAGUAUUAUAUAAAUUUAUCUAUUUGUGAACGACCCACUGAUCAAUCGCAAUGCAAUGGCAUAGAUAUUAUUUCCGAAAAUGUUUUUUUUUAACUUAAAAUAAUAAAUAUAGUUAGUAGUUUACAUUUUCAAUUUAUAAUUAUCAAUCAUAGUUAUAAGUAUACAAAAUGAAUUUUUUAUUUCAAAAACACAUAACACAUUAAUACCUAUAGUAACAAUUAUUUGCUGUAUUAUCUUAUUAAUACAACAAUAAAUUAUGAAAAAUCAAAUACGUAAAAGUUGAUUAUCAAGUGCGCAUCUAGGUUUUCUAAAUACGCAAAAUAGAUCAAACUGCACUUUAGAAUAAGCCCUGCGCCUUUUUAUUUAUACUUAUUGUUUGAAGGUCUUUUUUUAAAGAAAAUCGUAAAUAUUAAGGUCUAAUAAAUCAUGUGUAAAAGAAUUUUACUCAGAAUAAUUGUCUAUCGUUGCUUACAGAUAAAAAUUAAAUAACGUAUAUACAUAUUCUACCUUUCCAAUUUCCCAUCUACAACAAUGACACCCAUCAGCAGUAUCAGCUCUUUUUUUAAAAUUUGUUAUACUAAUUAUCAGGGCUAGGAUUUGUAUACAAUAAAAAAAUUUAAAAUAUGCAUUUAAAUUUUUAUAAGAUAAACACAAAAAUAUAGUUACAAAAAAAAUUUUUAUUUAUUGAAAUACAUUAGUGAUUGGCUGUUUGUCUUAAUAUAAUAUUAUUGAGAAAUAAAAUAAAAUAAUUUGGAAAUAAAAUUUUUAAUUCACAUUCAUUAAUGGAAAUACGUGUGUUACAUGCUACGACAACAUAUUUUUGAAAAUUUUUGAAUAUAUAUGAUCGGCGAUUGGAUCGUAAUAUUAAUUUAUAUUAAGUGAAGCUCAGUUCAACGUCACAUGAUGUAGUUAGUGCAUAUUUAAAUAAAGAAAUUUGUCUUGGUGUUAAAUUACAAUUGAAAUUGUCCUCGUUCGAUUCGCCAUUUAAUAUUUUAUUUAUUGAUUGUAGAGGUUUAAAUCUUUUAUUUUUUUGUAAAACCAGAGAUAUUUUGUUUUUAACUUUAUCUGCGACUUUUCCGUUACACUCAAGAAGUCGAUUCCUAGCAUUUUUUUAUAAUCUGUAAACUUUCAUGAAGUCUUUAUCCAUCAAACUAUUUAAUCAUUUAUCGCAUACCUAUUGUACCAUAAAAUCGUAAUUAUAAAAAUAAAAUUUAUGUUUGACAAAAAAUCAAGUUUUAUACUUUAAUCAGCAGGACUAGAAUUAAAUACGAAAUAUACUGUGAAACAUGAAUUUUUCGCAUUCUUAUAAUCGAAAUAUGGAAUAAUAUUCAUUAUAUUCAAUAUAUGCAAUAAUAUGCAUUGUAUCCAAAAUAUGCAAAAUAAAAACACCGCCACUUAUCUCAUCAUGAGGUGAUUCGUGGAAAUUACUGACAAAAUCUAUUAUCAGAUGUCGCAAAAAAAACAUGCUGUUGCAUAUAAAUCCUAGCCCUGCUAAUUAUAUAUUUCUGGAUUUCAGCUAACUGAUAAAAAUAUUGCGAACUACCGUGAUACCAGUUUUGAAUAACAUGUAUUAAGGGAAACCAAAGGACGUAGUGUUAAUUUAGUUUUAAACUCAUUGUCAGAAGACAAACUACAAUCAUCUGUGCAUUGUUUGGCUAAAGAUGUCAAUUUCUUGAAAAUUGAUAAAUUUGAUACGACCAAAAACAUAACAGUCCAUAGAAUUCUAUUAAAUUCGUUGUUUGAUGCUGAAUUUAAAAGUGUAGAUAAGAAAGAAGUUGUCAGACUGCUCAAUGAAGGUAUAGAAACUGGCACUGUCAACCCUCUUCCCAUUUCGGUAUACUCAGAAUCUCAAAUACCUGUUGUAUUCCGAUUUUUUGAAUCUGGAAAACAUAUAGGCAAAUUUGUAUUGAAAAUUAGAGAUGAAAAAUUGAAGGCUAUAAUUAAACCAACUACAAAACUAUUUACUUCUAUUCCACGAUCAUACAUGAAUUCAGAAAAGAUAUAUAUACUAGUUGGAGAUCUUAAAGGAUUUGAUUUUGAAUUACAUGAUUGGCUAAUUGUUAAAGGAACAAAGAAACUCAUGCUGGCUGCUCGAAAUGGAAUCACAACAGAUUACCAAGCUUCUAUAUAA